GCGGUAAAGCAAGACCCGCGAAUGGCGAGUAUUUAUAAUCCCUCGGCGCUCGGUUUCUAACUCCUUAAUUGCGAUAAGAAUUGCGUACAACGGAGGCACCAGGGUAAUGUGCAUGGUACUAUGAAUUCUUCUUUGAUUAGAAAAUAAUAUCAAUUAUACCAUCAAAGAUCUAACGAGGAGAUAAUGGCUUCGUAGAUACCUAGCUAUAGUAUAACAGACGAUUUGGUGGGCGGGACGAAUGCUCUCGUCUUCACACAAUGUGACAAAUUUCAUCAACCUAUAUAACGUUGUACACAUGCACUGUUGACGAUUGGCUGACCUGCGUUUAAAUUGGAUAUAAACACGGGGAGAAGGAACUGCGGGGAGGGGGGGAAAAUCGGUUCGACUAUUCAUUCACGUGCUAGAUGCAGAGACUCAGUGUAUACGCGACUCGAUUCCUUGCCAGACGCGAAAUCAUCCAGAGACCGGAGGAACUGAGCUGCAAUCCUCAACAAUUCUAUCCUCUUCGAUUCAACCCAAUGGAAUUUGCUCAGUGAUCGGCGUAGAAGAGUAAUCCCAACAUAUGUUAUCCAAUUUUAUAAUAUAGAGAAUAUACUUUGAUAUAAGUUUUGACAAAACUUAGAUGAGAGUACACGGUGUGGAAAUUGGCAGUGAGAUAAUUCCUGGGAUAGCCAUAACAAUCUGCGACGACCGUUACGACUGCGUUUUAUCACGGAGGAGAGGAAGAAGACCUUUGACGAAGACAAGAUGAGCUGCUCCUCUGCACCGACUGCUGUCAAUAAGGGAUGCGAGACCCUUCUCAGCAAAUGCGAGAUCCCGAUUAUAGACCUCGAGCAUAUGGGGACGGAACGCUGUCCCCAAAAAGGAGUUGUUAAACAAGUUGCCCCGAAGCUCCUAAAAGCACUUUCCGAAAGAGGAUUGGCCCUUCUUGUUAACCACGGGAUACCGGAUUGCAAGCUGAAAGCGGUUUACAGAGCGUUGGAUGGAUUUUGCGAAUUACCUGACGAGGAGCGUGUCAAGUAUGAAAGAAAUGCGGCAUCUAAUCACGGAUACGUGAAACCUGGAUUAGAAAAAUCUGCCGAAGACGAGGACAAGGAGCCGAGGCAUGCGUUCAAUGUAACUGGGAGCGGCGGUGUUUUGCCGGAAAAGGAAGUUCCAGGUUUUCGCGACGCGGUCGACGAGCUUGCCCGUGAUUUGAAAUCUCUAUCUGCUAUGCUUCUAACCACCCUCGCCGUGGCGCUUGAGCAACCGCCGGAUUUCCUGCUUUCGAAACACACCAGAAUUUUGGGAUCAGGAAACGAAUCCACCCUGCGUCUCCUCUAUUAUCCACCAUUGGGAGCUCCUGUUCCUGGACUGACUCGUUGCGGUGCUCAUCGAGAUUACGGAACCUUCACGUUACUCGCACAGGAUAGCGAAGGGGGUCUCGAGGUGCAAACGCCUCACGGCGAGCGUUGGAGUCGUGUUGGUCAUCUUCCGGGGGCGAUACUUGUGAACACUGGUGACAUAUUGGCCGCAUGGACGAGGGAUCAGCUUCCAGCCCUUCGGCACAGAGUCGUGAUACCUGAGUUGUGCGGUCGAGGACGUCAUUCGAUAGCAUUUUUCGUUCAUCCGGAUAACGACACGCUGAUUGAGCCACUGGAUACUAAAUUGACGGCCAGCGUUCAGGAAUCAGCGCCGUGCAGACUGCAGAAGAAGAAGAACGGCGUUCUGACCGCCUACCAACACCUUCAACGUCGGUUUCGGGAAACCUAUGCGUCUUAACGAAAAUUGAUUACUUUUCUCCGUUUGUCUUAUUUAAAUUCUAUCUUCAGAGCGAAAUGUAAUUUUUUGCUUUUUUUCUUGUUCGCUUCGACGCCGAUCGAUCGGCUUGUACUAUCCGCAUAUACGAUUUAUACUUAGGUUGAGUUAUGGUUACUCGUUACCAUUGAUGGUUUUUUCCCCUUCUUACACAAUAUGUAUUGUUAUUAUUAUCAUCUUUAUUUUUAUUAUUAUAAAACAAAAUUGAUAAUACAUAUAUGUAUGCAUAGCGUAUAAUAUCGUUUGCAGUAUAGUCGCGGGUUUAAUUUUUAUUAUUGUUAUUAUUUUACGACGUAAAAUUAACCGCCCAGUCAUUUCUCGGCGAUCAAAUACCUUUCGCACUGAGUAAUUUCAAUAUACAAUACACGUGCGUGAAAAAGAAAAGAUAUAUUUAUUAUACAAAAAUUGACGUUUUUAGUUUUCAUUCUUCAAUGCAGAAUACGCCUUAUGUAUGAACGUGAUGAGGGGUUACGUUUUAUUGACGUGCACGCACCGAUUCAAGAAGAUCGGUUCAUCCGUUUUUCUUAUCUCCUAGUUAGAUGAAUUCCAUGUAUUUGUAUCUUGCAAAUACCCUGUCGUAAUUAUUAUUAAUAUUGUUGUUGUUGCUUUUGCUCCCAAACACAUAGGAAGAGAAAUUAAGCCAGUAUUACUCGUGCGUCUUUUCCUUUUUUUUUCACGCCAAGGUUGUCUACUUAAGUCUUUUAAUGAUAAUAUUGUUCGUCUUGAAGAUAAGUGAAAAGAUUGAUUUGUGUUUUGUCAUUCAAUUUCUUUUUGCAACAAAACACUCUUAAGCAAAUAAAUUCUAGGUAACAUUUGUAGUAAUUCAAACGUAUUGAUGUAUCCGUGUAUCGUCAUUGUAAUCAGUGUGAUCACACGCAGAAGUUAAAAUCACGGACACAUUUUAAGUGUAAAUGAAUUAAUUGCGAAAUUGCAAUCGAGAAAACCGAAUAAAAAGUGUACAUUAAUGAUAGAUAUCCUUGUACGAUUUGGCGAUAAGAUAUUUUUGGAUAACAUGUUUACCGUUUUGUAUUCUAAAUUAAGAAUGAAUGGAACGCGGACAAACUCUUUUAUCAUUGUAAAUUGAAAUUAUAUCGAUUAUUGGUAUAUAAAAAAAAUCCAAGAAAAAAAACUGCUUGAUACAAGAGAGAAAAAACUGUAAAUUGUAUAAUAAUAACAAUAUUAAGAGCGAAACAUGGAGAAAAACACGCACACAAACAGACACACACACACACACGUACUGUGGAGUCUGAAGCAAUAAUAAACUGAAUUUGUACUUACCGUUCGAUAAA
Diprion similis is the source of this 3086-nucleotide messenger RNA. RefSeq names its product proline hydroxylase buaE-like. Bases 748 to 1761 code for a protein of 337 amino acids. The transcript has 9 exons. Gene Ontology annotation, molecular function: dioxygenase activity. Lineage: Eukaryota; Metazoa; Arthropoda; Insecta; Hymenoptera; Diprionidae. The record is from RefSeq and is a predicted model, not a curated record.